CAGCAAGACACUCAGAGGUACACCUUUCCUCUUAGUGGACUCACCUGCUCCGGUCCUGUCCAUCUCGCCUUCCUCUUUUGGCCUGUAGCCCUCCCAAGUUCACAACAGCAACCAUGAGUGUCAGAAUCUCUUCGUCCAGCUUCAGCAGCGGUGGCAGCAUGAGCGGCGGUGGCGGCGGCGGCGGCUUCGGCAGCGGCUUCAGCAUGGGUGGCGGCGGCGGCGGCAGCGUCAGGAGGAGCUUCUCCAGCCAGUCUGCCAUGGCAGGUUCCGGUGGUGGCGCCCGCAUGAGCUCCAUGUCCAUGAGGCGCUCUGUCGGUGGUGGUGGCCUGUCCAUGGGAAUGGGAAUGGGAGGUGGUGGCGGUGGUGCCAGCUUCAGCAGCUACAGCAUGAGCGGAGGUGGCGGCGGCGGCGGCUUCGGCCUUGGAGCUGGCGGUGCUGGCUUCGGCAUGGGCAUGGGUGGUGGUGGCUUCGCACCCCCUAUCACAGCUGUCACAGUCAACCAGAGCCUGCUCGCCCCCCUGAACCUGGAGAUCGACCCCACCAUCCAGACCGUCCGCACCCAGGAGAAGGAGCAGAUCAAGUCCCUCAACAACCGCUUCGCCUCCUUCAUCGACAAGGUACGCUUCCUGGAACAGCAAAACAAGAUGCUGGAGACCAAGUGGUCCCUUCUCCAGGACCAGACCACUGUGCGCUCCAACAUCGACUCCAUGUUCGAGGCCUACAUCGGCAACCUGCGCAGACAGCUUGACGGCCUGGGCAAUGAGAAAGUCAAGCUGGAGGGAGAACUGAGGAACAUGCAGGGUCUGGUUGAGGACUUCAAGAUGAAAUAUGAAGAUGAAAUCAACAAGCGUGCCUCAGUGGAGAAUGAGUUUGUUCUGCUGAAGAAGGAUGUUGAUGCUGCCUACAUGACCAAGGUGGAACUGGAGGCCAAGGUUGAUGCCCUUCAGGAUGAGAUCAACUUCCUCAGGGCCAUCUAUGAGGAGGAGCUGCGCGAGCUGCAGGGACAGAUCAAGGACACCUCUGCUAUUGUGGAGAUGGACAACAGCCGUACUCUGGACAUGGACUCCAUUGUUGCUGAAGUGCGUGCUCAGUACGAAGACAUCGCCAACCGCAGCCGUGCUGAGGCUGAGACCUGGUACAAGGCCAAGUUUGAGGAGAUGCAGAGCUCUGCUGGCCAAUACGGUGAUGACCUGCGUGCAACCAAGUCAGAGAUCGCAGAACUCAACCGUAUGAUCAGCCGUCUUCAGAACGAAAUUGAGUCAGUCAAAGGACAGCGCGCCAACCUUGAGGCCCAGAUUGCAGAGGCUGAAGAGCGCGGUGAGAUGGCAGUGAAGGAUGCCAAGCUGCGCAUCAGGGACCUCGAGGAGGCCCUCCAGAAAGCCAAGCAGGACAUGGCCCGCCAGGUGCGCGAGUACCAGGAGCUGAUGAACGUCAAACUGGCCCUCGACAUUGAGAUCGCCACCUACAGGAAACUGCUGGAAGGAGAGGAGUCCAGAAUCUCUUCAGGUGGUGCAUCUGCAACAGUUCACAUCCAGGAGAGCUCAUCAUCUGGUGGUGGCGGCGGCGGCGGAUUCGGCUACGGAGGCGGUUCCGGCAUGGGCAUGGGCAUGGGCAUGAGCAUGGGCGGCGGCGGCGGCUAUGGCGGUGGCUCCAGCCUCAGCAUGGGCGGCGGCGGGUUCGGCGGCGGCUCAAGCCUUAGCAUGGGCGGCGGCGGCGGCAGCGUGUCCAUGUCUCGCUCUUCGAUGACGUCCAGUAGCAUGCGCCGCUACUAAAUGAGGAACAACACUUCCCCACUCUUCCCUCUUCUUCUCCCCCCCCCCAUGUCCUCCCCUUUUCUACUCACUCACAGAGCAUUUGACAACGUCCUGAGCAACAAGUGUUCUCCAUUAAGAAGGAACCUCAAAGGUUAAAGUCUGGAGGAUAGUGGCUUAUGUUAUGCUCUGCAUAUGAGUGUUCUUCUUGUGAUGCUACUCAUUUAAGUCUCCAUAUUACCCACUACAGAUCCUGUAAUAAUCCAGUCAUGAAUUAUCAGCAUAUAUGCGAGAUGGUACAAGUUAACUCCCCAUUCUUUCAGGCUGGUUGUUAUUGAUGCUCUAUGCAAAAACAUAUAAUGUAAUUCCAUAUGGCAUAACCUCUGUUUGGACACGUAUGCAAAACUGCACUAGAUUCAAAUUUCAAUACGAAAAAGGCUGAAAAAAAGAAAGAAAAUAAAUAUCCCAGAAAUUGUUGCAGCUUCACAAUUCAAAUUGCACUCUUGAAGCAUUUCCAAACACAGGCCCAUGGAGCUUCAGAAACAACUCAGAGUGAUAUCCUGGCCCUCAAUGAAUAGAGUAAUUGUUUGAUAGCCUACAGUAUGCAUGGUCAUCAUUUGCUCUGUUCUCUACAUUUCUCCUGGGAUAAUGGGCCUUGCAGAGAGCUUUGUAGGCAGCUCUCUUAUCACUCCCUUCUCCAUGUGUCCCUGCAACGGCUGAUCUUGACCAGAUUUAGGAUAUGUCAUGUACAACAACUGAAAACACUGAAUAAAUCCUGGUCCUUUAUAAAGUA
Molecule: messenger RNA, 2544 nt
Organism: Sardina pilchardus (European sardine)
Lineage: Eukaryota; Metazoa; Chordata; Actinopteri; Clupeiformes; Clupeidae
Product: intermediate filament protein ON3-like
Exons: 9
Coding region: 114-1772 (552 amino acids)
Biological process (GO): intermediate filament organization; keratinization
Cellular component (GO): keratin filament
Molecular function (GO): structural constituent of skin epidermis
Source: RefSeq, a predicted model, not a curated record